This is a messenger RNA of Megalops cyprinoides (Indo-Pacific tarpon), 1409 nucleotides long. It is a transcript of the gene zmynd10, whose product is annotated as zinc finger, MYND-type containing 10. The coding region runs from base 39 to 1409 and encodes 456 amino acids. Gene Ontology annotation, biological process: motile cilium assembly; outer dynein arm assembly; inner dynein arm assembly. Gene Ontology annotation, cellular component: centriolar satellite; cytoplasm. The record is from RefSeq and is a predicted model, not a curated record. The transcript is spliced from 12 exons. Lineage: Eukaryota; Metazoa; Chordata; Actinopteri; Elopiformes; Megalopidae.
CGUUUUAUUCUUGAUUAUUAACUUUGAUAUUCGUGGUGAUGGAGUCCUCAUCUUCCCAUCACGUGCUUUUUCCCGGAGAGUCGGAAGGAUAUAUUCAAAAUUUGGAAACUUUUCCUCUGAAGGACAUUGGCUCUCCAAGGUGGUUCAGGCAACAUGAAUACAUCGAAAAGCUCAACAUGCAGGCAAUUCUGAACGCCACCGGGGCCCAGGACGAGUUUGUGAAGGAACAACUUGUGUCUUUGGGAAAGAUUCCUACAUUGAUCCAUGAGAUGAUCCUAGUGGAGAUCUGGAAAGUGAAGAUUUUUCCUGUUCUGUGUCAACUGCAGGACUUUAACCCACAGAGCACGUUCCCUUUGUACAUGGUGAUUCAUCAUGAAGCAACCAUCAUCAACUUGCUGGAGACAGUCAUGUUCCAUCAGGACUCCUGUGAGUCUGCGGAGGACUCCAUUCUGGACUUGGUGGAUUACUGCCACCGCAAGCUGACCCUGCUGGCUGGGCGCAGUGUGACUGCGGACCCCGCAACUCACAACAGGCGGACCGAUGCCGUAGACGUGAACGCCUCCUCUGUACAGGAUCUGCAGAAGCAGAGUGCAGCAUUAGAGUUUGACAUCUCCCUAAAAGCACUCUCUGUUCUCCGCUACAUCACUGAUCACAUUGACAGCGUGCGCCUAAGUGCCCUCACAAGACUGCUCUGCACUCACAAUCUGCCCUGUGUCCUGGUCCAGCUGCUGGAACACUGCCCCUGGUCUCGCACCUCUAAAGGUCAGCUGGAGAAGUACAUGGAUGGGAAGUGGCACCAUAUCCCCAGGGAAGACCAGGUGAAGAUGACCAAACUGGACGGCCAGGUGUGGAUCGCUCUGCUCAACCUGCUGCUAAAGCCAGAAUGCCAGAGGAAAUACGACUUCAACAACUUCAACAAGAACCAGCUCUUAAAGCUGCAAGCUUUCUUGACAGAGGUCCUGAUUGAUCAGCUGCCCAACCUGGCUGACCUGCAGCGCUUUCUCAGUCACCUGGCCGUCACUGACCCAGCCCCCCCAAGAAAGGACCUCAUCUUGGAGCAGAUUCCAGAAAUGUGGAACAAUAUCAUGAAGGAGAAUUCAGGGAAGUGGAAGGCCAUCGCUAAGCACCAGGUGAAGCAGGCAUUCAACCCCUCAGAAAGUGACCUGAGGGAACAGGCACACAGGCUGGCCCAGACCUACAACCUGGAUGUGAUUGAGAGCCUCAUCCCAGACAAACCCAAGUGUGGCACCUGUGGCUCCGAGGCCACCAAGCGCUGCUCCCGUUGCCAGGGCGAGUGGUACUGCGGCAGAGAAUGCCAGGUGAAACACUGGCCAAAACACAAGAAAGCCUGUCAGCUGAUGGUGGAUGCCACAGAGAAACUCCAGAAGGACUUGACCUUGAAAACUUAG